AUGCCCUCAGCUAACACUUUCGCGGAUAUUUUUAAGACUGCAUUGGCUCCAGUUCUAAGCCAGCUAAGCAGCCUAAACAACAACGUCACCACCGUGCUCCAGAGCGGGCACGAAGAAUCAGAUGAGGACGGUGAAACCGCCUCUGUUGACGAGCCCGCCAAUUCUGGGGACAUGGAUGCAGAUGUCUCUGCGCUCCUCGCGGCUGCGGGAACAGAUCAAAACAACGAGGCUAUGCCGGGUGACGAACUUCUAAAAGAACUCGCACAGGACCUGACAGUCAGCGAGAAGACCUCCCCACCCCUUCGCGAAGGGCUGGCGGCCGUCUUCAACAAUCUCUUAUCAGAAAAGAUGGGGGAGGAGAAACUAAAGGCAAAGCUAGACAAAUACCCCCGUCCAGAGAACGUACAGGGUUUGCGCACACCCAAAGUAAACCCUUCGAUUUGGAGCCAGCUCUCCACUGCCCUGAAAGCACAGGAUGUCCGAUCGCAGAAAGGACAAAGCACCCUUAUCGGCGCAAUAACAGCCAUGACAAAGGCCGCCGAUUUGGCUCUGGGAAAAUACAGCCAAGAUAAGGAGCUGAUCACCUUGUUGACUGAUUCCGUUGCAAUGGCACUUCAGUACAACCAUGAGGUUAAUCACUCCCGACGCCUGGCCAUGAAAAAAGAGAUGCAUAAAGACUAUGCAGCCCUUUGUAAUGUGUCCACUGUGGAUGGCUCAUCAGAGUUCCUUUUUGGCGACCUGACAAAGCUAGCAAAAGACAUCACCGAGGCCAACAAGUUGACCAAAAAGGUGCGCCCACAACAUUCCGGGAAUUCCCGUGGCCAUGACAAGUACGGUGGGCGCCCAGCGUAUGGCUCGCAGAGAAGAUUUCAGCCUUACCCUAGAGGGAAAACCUCGGAUUUUUUAGGGAAAAGCCGUUUCUCAAAGCCGCCAAGAAAGAAAAAGGACGGCGAAACGAGCCAGCGCCCGUAAAGGUGCCUGAGGUAUGUAACGCAGAUGCGACAUCUUUGUCUAUUGACAUUGUAAAUAGUUUGGUAAAUUCACAACCAAGUUUCCAAGCCGGGAAACUUAAACACUUUUUGCCGCAGUGGCAAACUAUUACAACACACGCAACAUUAUGGUAGACCUAGUGUCUUCAACGCUUAUCAGCAUUCAAUUGUCACAGAGGAAAUUGAUACACUGCUCGAAAAAAGGGUCAUUAUCCCCGCGGCACAGGAAACAGGAGAAUUUGUAUCCACAAUAUUCUUGCGGCCGAAAAAAGAUGGCACGCACCGCACCAUUUUAAACCUCAAAGCCCUUAACGAAUAUAUAGCCUACCAUCAUUUUAAAAUGGAUACACUAGAGGCUGCCGUAAACAUGAUGAGACCAGGUUGUUUUAUGGCUUCGGUAGACUUAAAGGACGCUUAUUAUACCGUCCCUAUCCAUCCAUCUCACCAGAAAUACUUAAAGUUCUAUUUUGAUGGUGUUUUCUACACAUAUACCUGUUUGCCGAAUGGCCUAGCUAGUGCCCCGCGCCUAUUUACAAAAUUAUUGAAGCCCGUGUAUUCCACACUUCGGAGUAUGGGACAUCUCAAUUCAGGGUACAUUGAUGAUUCUUAUCUACAAGGAGACACCUCCAAGGAAUGUUAUAAAAAUGUCGUUGACACCGUCACGCUUUUUACUCAAUUAGGUUUUCAUGUCCAUCCUGAGAAAUCAGUUUUCAUCCCUUCCCAGAAACUGACCUUCUUAGGUUUUGUAUUGGAUUCUAUUGCCAUGACAGUUACGCCCACGGAGGAUAAAGCGCAACGGAUUCGGUCUGUCUGUGCUACGCUUUUACAAACACAAAUGCCCACAAUCAGACAGGUCGCAGAGGUCAUUGGCAUUCUGGUGUCCAAUUUUCCCGGGGCUCAGUACGGACCCCUACACUACCGCCACCUUGAACGGGAUAAAUAUCUCGCGCUCAUAGCUAACAAGGGUGAUUUCGCGGGCAAAAUGCAAAUCUCCCUCCCGCGCUAGCAGAGAUUCAGUGGUGGCACAAUAAUGCUGACACUCUUAAACGAGAUAUUCACCAAGAUCAUCCAAGCGUUUCAAUUCAAUCAGACGCGUCAACACUGGGGUGGGGAGCUGUUUAUGGCACGCAGAAAACGGGGGGAGAUGGACCCCUUUGGAACAGGAAUUUCAUAUAAACAUAUUGGAAUUACUCGCAGCAUUUUUGCGUUAAAGUGUUUUUGCACCCAUAUGGGCAACUGCCACAUCCAAAUUCAAAUCGACAAUACGACAGCAUUGGCUUACAUAAACAACAUGGGGGGUUCAAAAUCACAACAACUUAAUGAACUAGCUGUUGAAAUUUGGGAAUGGUGUACUGCACGCAACAUUUGGCUCUCGGCUGUGCACAUAGCUGGUCGGCUGAACACUGGCGCUGAUGAACAAUCACGCGUGUUCUCAGAUAAUCACGAGUGGAUGUUAGACAAACACUCGUUUGACAAGAUCAUGUUGCGCCACCCCGGACUCGAUUUCGAUUUGUUUGCAAGCCGUCUAAACAAUCAGAUAAAUAGUUACUGCUCGUGGCAUGCAGACCCUAGUAGUUCACAUAUAGAUGCGUUCACUAUGAAUUGGAAAGGGCAUCAAUUUUAUGCUUUUCCACCUUUUAGCCUUCUUCCAAGAUGCCUUCAGAAGAUCAGUCACGACCGAGCACAGGGAGUUCUGAUUGCCCUCUCUGGCCAACCCAAACGUGGUUCCCAGUCCUCCUACAGCACCUAUGCGAUCAGCCCUGGAUUCUGCUCUCACGCCCAGACCUUCUACAACACCCGUCACGCAGCGGCCCACAUCCUCUACACAAAAAUCUUCAUCUGAUGGUCUGUCCUGUGUCAGGGGAUCCUUCAGCCGUUACCACCUUCCAGAGGAGGUUACCGACAUUCUCAUGGCAUCUUGGAGAAAAGGCACUCAAAAACAGUAUGCCACAUACAUUAAAAAUGGAUGGCAUUUUGUCGUGAAAGGAAAAUUGAUUGUUAUGCACCACCACUGAGCGACACCCUCAAUUUCUCACUGACCUAUUUAAUCAAGGACUUAGCUACUCCACUAUUAAUACAGCUCGCUCUGCCUUAUCUACCAUUGUCAUGAUAGACGGGGAGAAAAGUUUUGGCAGCAAUCAUGUUGUUACACGUUUUAUGAAAGGGGUAUUUGAAACCCGCAAACCUAAACCUAAAUACGACAAAAUUUGGGAUGUUUCGGUGGUUCUGAAACAUUUAUCUUCCCUAUACCCCAAUGAAACAUUGCCUUUAAAGGAUUUGACAUACAAGGCCCUUAUGCUUAUUCUAUUAGUUUCCAGUCAACGGGGACAAUCGAUACACUUGCUAGAUCUUCAGCAUGUUACCAUGGAAGAAGAUAAUUAUUCCUUUGACCUCGCUGAGCAUAUCAAGACUAGUACUCCCAGGAGCCCACACACGAAGAUUGACAUUUCCGUUUAUGAGCCAGACAGUACAAUU
This is a messenger RNA of Porites lobata, 3464 nucleotides long. The record is from the annotation of a GenBank genome assembly. NCBI's taxonomy places the organism in Eukaryota, Metazoa, Cnidaria, Anthozoa, Scleractinia, Poritidae.